Oldenlandia corymbosa var. corymbosa is the source of this 1569-nucleotide messenger RNA. The record is from the annotation of a GenBank genome assembly. NCBI's taxonomy places the organism in Eukaryota, Viridiplantae, Streptophyta, Magnoliopsida, Gentianales, Rubiaceae.
AUGUGGAAGUUUCAAAAGCUUCUUGAAGAUGGAGAGGGAGAGACUAAGCAAAUCACCAACUUUGAUAUGGCUGAAUACACAGGAAAUUACAAGUCGAACAAGCAUAAAUAUAAGAUUGCUUUCAUGCGCAACACUAGGGUGGAACCCUGUACAAUCGACUCCAUCCCGAAACAUUCAUUCGAAUUUGUCCCUUUCGAUUAUGUUUUGACAAUGAAUCCUAUCAACAAUGAUUAUCUCAUAGGAAAGCGGUAUGUAAAAAAUGCCAAAUUUGGAGGCAAAGUUUUUCUUGAUCUUGACAUUGAUGAGUUCAACUCUUACCGACAGAGGAUUAAGAUAAAUGUUCGGGUUAUCGAUUCAACCGGCUGUGCCACAUUUAUAUUAUGGGAUAAGGAUGUGAAGCACUCGAGUAAUAGGACAACACUUGAAUUGAGGAGAAAACAAGCUGAUAUGCAGAAAGAGAGUUUAAAUGAUGAAGAUCUUUAUGAUUACCCUGCAGAAAUCAAUGCAAUGCUUAAUAAGCAGUGCCUGUUCAAACUUGACAUAUCGCCAAACUAUAAUCCAAACAUGUCGGCUGAUAUAAAGGUUGCAAAGAUGACUGAUGACCCGGACAUAAUCACUGAGUUCAUGUCCAUUUACAAACAAGACAUGGAAGGUGUAUCUUAUAUGAAGACCACUCCGAAUGGGAAUACAACAAGAGUGACAGAAGAAUCUAAGAAUGUUGCAUCGCAAUCAGGAGAUAAUGACCAUGUAAAUGAAGAUCUGGUCACUACUGCAAGUAGUCCUGUUGACAAGCAAAAGAGGUGUCAUAGGGAGAUGUCGCGCGAAAAUGUUUUGAUGGUAUGCCAAUCACCUGAACCCACAACGCUGUCGAUCACCUCUGACCUUAUUUGCGUAAAGUUUCUCACUUAUUUAUCCAUCAUGAAUCCCACUUCGGGUGAAAAUGUUGAAGUUAAAUUAGAUUCUGCACCUAUAUGGCAUGCAAAUUGGGAAGCUGUUUUCGGUUUGAGCUAUGAGUUAGGGGAAUAUGUUAUAAUCGUGUUGGAACUCAAAUCUGAUCUUAAUAUGCAUGGUAAGAUAACCUGGUGGGAUAUGAAGAAAAAACUGUAUGAUAUGAUUGUUGUUCGGAAAGAUAUUCAGCAACUUUGCCCUAGGGUUGUGGAUCAGGGGAUUUUGGUUGGUAAGAAUAUAUUUUGGCCCAUCGAUAAAAUGAUACAAUCACAAGUUUCUGGAUAUAAAAGUGAAGGAGUUAUAGUGUCCUAUUCUAUUGAAUGUGAAAAGUUUUAUGUUAUCCCUGGUCCAACCAGAGCAAAAUGGGACAGUGAUCCAAAUUCAUCUCAUAGGAUGAUAAAUAUAAUAGACUUGCAAGGUAAAUUAUGUAUAAGUAACCCACAUUAUUUUCAGAGUACAAGACAUCUUCAAUUGUGGGCUCUAGAAAUUCAAUCACCUGGUCAUUUUUAUUGGGAUAAUGUUCAUGAUCAUGUACUGGAAUUUCAAGUUGCAAGGCCUCUUCAGCCAUUUCCUGUGCCGGAUGAACAUAAGACAAAUUUUAUUGAGCGUAAGAUCAAGUGA